This is a messenger RNA of Trichoplusia ni (cabbage looper), 1637 nucleotides long. It is a transcript of the gene l(2)37Bb, whose product is annotated as FAD-dependent oxidoreductase domain-containing protein 1. The record is from RefSeq and is a predicted model, not a curated record. Bases 172 to 1578 code for a protein of 468 amino acids. The transcript has 6 exons. NCBI's taxonomy places the organism in Eukaryota, Metazoa, Arthropoda, Insecta, Lepidoptera, Noctuidae. Gene Ontology annotation, molecular function: oxidoreductase activity. Gene Ontology annotation, cellular component: cytoplasm.
AAAGUAUGAUGACAGAUGCUCAGCUGAUUUCGACAGUUGGAUGACAGAAAGAAGCUUUGACAAAUUCACUGACUUACAACUGUCUUCACGUUCUGGUAUACCGGGUGUGCUACUAAUACUACAGUAAAAAUAAAUAUGCUCUAAAAGUCAAGCUGUUUAAUAUCUAAGACAAUGUUUUCUAAAUUGAUAUAUCGAAGUAUACUCCGAACCAGCGCAGUAAGCGGUGUCCGCUAUUACGCAAAGCAUAAUAACCCCUUCAAAAAAACAGUGAACAUUCUUUCCAAUGAUAUACCUGAAUUUAUGGGUUUAAAAGAAAAUAUAAUUUAUCCUGAGCAUGCUGAUAUAGUAGUAAUAGGCGCUGGUUUCAUAGGGGCGUCGGUCGCUUAUUGGUUAAAAAAACGAGCUGGUGAGGGCCUAUCAGUAGCAUUGAUUGACAAAGAUUUUGCUCUUAACAACACAACAAGGAAUGUGUCACUAGGCAUGAUAAACCAGCAUUUCUCAUUACCUGAAAACAUAAGCCUUUCUCAACACACUGUUGAGUUCUUAAGAGACAUAAAAAAAAACUUAAGUCAAGACAUUGACAUUCAGUUCACGCCCACCGGUUCCCUUACUCUAGCAAGUGAGAAGUAUGCUGAUAAAUUGGAAGAAAAUGUCACUAUAUUAAAUGAACUUGGGGUCACACAUCAAUUAUUGAGUAGAGAAAAUAUUAAAAGCCUUUAUCCUUGGAUAAAUACUGAAGAUGUAAAGUUAGGUUGUAUGUCAGUAGAAUCUGAAGGCACCUUUAAUACGUGGGAACUUCAUAAGGGAUUAUUGAAAAAAUGUUCAGAGCUUGGUGCCACUUUUGUAAAUGCUGAAGUUACUGGUUUUGAACUUGAAAAGCAACAAGAUUUGCUUAUGGAAGGUGUGGCUCCAGGAUCCUUUGAAAGAAUCACUAGAGUUAUUUAUAAAAGUAAGGAUAAUGAAGAGCAUGCAAUUAAGUUUGCUGUAUGUGUCUUAGCUGCAGGUGAUAACUCUGGACAGGUAGCUAAACUGGCUAGAAUUGGAACAGGAGAAGGUUUAUUGAACAUGCCAUUGCCUAUAGAACGUAGGGAAUUUCAAGUAUAUUCAGUUUUAGAUAAAGGGACAGAAACUGGCCUGGCUACACCUAUAGUCAUGGAUACUACAGGACUGUGGGUGAUGAGAAAUGGUCUAGAAAGUAAUCUAUUUUGUGGGAAUAUUCCACUCAUAAAUGAUGACAGUAAAAAUAUGAGUGAAAAUGAUUAUUUUGAAAAAAUAAUCAAACCAUCAUUGUUAAACAGAAUUCCAAGCUGUAGUAAUGCACAGAUAAAGAGAUUUACGACUGAAAUGCAUGACUGCAACAUAUUUGACAAUACUGGAGUCAUUGGGCCACAUCCCUAUCACAACAACUUGUAUCUAGCAACAGGUUUUGGAAAACUCGGAUGUCAGCAUGCACCAGGCAUUGGACGAGCCAUAUCUGAACUCAUUAUUGAUAGUCACUAUACAACAGUUGAUUUAACACGAUUUCACUUUGAUAGAUUCUUACUUAAUGAAAAGUUGGUAGAAUUUAAUGUGUAUUGAUUGUUUUAAGUGUUAUGUACAAUAACUUGUUAGUAGAAUAAACUUUAACAAAAAAGCUA